Messenger RNA from Heteronotia binoei (common prickly gecko), 8217 nucleotides. RefSeq names its product patched 2 (gene PTCH2). The transcript has 23 exons. Gene Ontology annotation, molecular function: hedgehog family protein binding; hedgehog receptor activity; smoothened binding. Gene Ontology annotation, biological process: smoothened signaling pathway. Lineage: Eukaryota; Metazoa; Chordata; Lepidosauria; Squamata; Gekkonidae. Gene Ontology annotation, cellular component: plasma membrane. The record is from RefSeq and is a predicted model, not a curated record. The coding region runs from base 436 to 4581 and encodes 1381 amino acids.
GAGUAAUUUGCCUCUUCCUCGGCCAAUGGGAACCGGGGCACUUUCCCAUCAAACCAAACCUUCCUUCCCCCCCGCCCCCCCACGCUCCUCUUUUCAGGAUCUCGAAGGAGCUUGUUUGUUCCAAAUGUUGGUGGGACGGGAUCCGAGGCGCACUGCACAGCCGGGCACCCGGGCGCCUCUCGUCUCUGGGGCUGUGUGAGUGCUCGAUCCCUGUCUCCUGCCGCGCGUCGAAGGGGCCACGUUGGGAGGCGCCGAGGGCGCGUGGGGCGCGCUUGGAUGGCCCUGGAUUCGCCCCCAUAAUGUUCCCAUGGGAUCCCCGCAACAGCCAGCCUGAGCCUUCGGACCCUGCGCCUCUACUCUCUGGAUUACCGCGCCUGGGAAGCUGCCUGCACCCUUUUGCCUCCCCCCAGCGCCGUCCUCGUUCGACCUCGGAGCAUGGCUUCGGAUCGGCCGGUCCCUGGGGCCGGGGGCAUCUUGGGAGAACUCCCGCCGUCUUACGCGGCUGCUGCCAGCUCAGAUCUGCUCCGGAGACCCAGCUACUGCCACGCUGCCUUUGCCCUCAAACAGAUCUCCAAGGGUAAGGCUGUGGGCCAGAAAGCCCCGCUGUGGCUGAGGGCCCAGUUCCAAGCCCUGCUGUUUACACUUGGUUGCUGGAUCCAGCAUCACUGUGGCAAAGUACUCUUUGUAGGGCUGCUGGUCUUCGGGGCGCUGGCUGUAGGACUCCGAGUGGCCUCCAUUGAGACAGAUAUUGAACAGCUGUGGGUGGAAGAGGGCAGCCGUGUCAGCCAGGAGCUCCGAUAUACAAAAGAGAAGCUUGGAGAAGAAUCUCUCUACACAUCCCAGAUGCUGAUACAAACUCCCAAACAGGAAGGAGAAAACAUCCUGAACCCAGAGGCCUUAGGAAUGCAUCUUGAAGCUGCUCUGGUUGCUAGUAAAGUACAAGUCUUACUGUAUGGAAAGUCUUGGGAUCUCAACAAAAUCUGCUACAAGUCUGGAGUCCCCAUAAUUGAGAAUGGGAUGAUUGCACGGAUGAUUGAGAAGCUCUUUCCCUGUGUUAUCAUAACUCCAUUGGACUGCUUCUGGGAUGGAGCCAAGCUGCAAGGGGGUUCUGCUUACCUUCCGGGCCGACGGGAUAUCCAGUGGACCAACUUGGACCCUAUUCAAUUGAUGGAGGAGCUAGGUCAGUUUGCCUCCCUGGAAGGAUUCAAGGAAAUGCUAGAUAAGGCAGAAGUUGGCCAGGCCUAUAUGGAGCGACCCUGUCUUGACCCCUUUGACCCUGAGUGUCCUGCCAGUGCCCCCAACAUCCAGAACCGAAAAGCACCAGACAUUCCCUCUGAGCUCACAGGUGGCUGCCGUGGCUUCUCUCAGAAAUAUAUGCACUGGCAAGAGGAGCUGAUCCUGGGAGGGACAAUGAAGGAUUUCCAGGGCAAACUACUGAGAGCUGAAGCCUUGCAGAGCAUGUUCCUGUUGAUGAGCCCACGCCAGCUUUUUGAGCACUACCGGGAUGAUUAUGAGAUACAUGACAUCAACUGGAAUGAGGAGAAAGCAGCUGCUGUCCUGGAAGCCUGGCAGCGGGAAUUUGUUGAGUUGGCCCAGGAAUCCCUCCCUGCAAAUUCCUCCCAGACUAUUCAUGCCUUCUCCACCACCACGCUCAACGACAUCAUGAAAUCCUUCUCAGAUGUGAGCAUCAUCCGUGUUGCAGGCGGGUACCUCCUGAUGCUGGCUUACGCCUGUGUCACCAUGCUGCGCUGGGACUGUUCCAAAUCGCAGGGUGCUGUGGGCCUAGCAGGAGUUCUUCUGGUGGCCCUUUCAGUGGCAGCUGGACUUGGACUGUGCUCCCUACUGGGAAUCUCCUUCAAUGCAGCGACCACACAGGUGUUGCCUUUCUUGGCACUGGGCAUUGGUGUGGAUGACAUGUUCCUCCUGGCACAUGCCUUCACUGAGACCAGCCAACACAUCCCAGUCAAGGAGCGGACUGGUGAAUGCUUACGGCGUAGUGGCACCAGUGUUGCGCUCACCUCUGUCAAUAACAUGAUUGCCUUCUUCAUGGCUGCCCUGGUGCCCAUCCCAGCUCUGCGAGCCUUCUCUCUGCAGGCUGCUGUGGUGGUGGUUUUCAACUUUGCCAUGGUGCUUUUCAUCUUUCCUGCCAUCCUGAGCCUGGACCUUCACAGACGUGAAAACAAGAGGCUUGACAUUCUGUGCUGUUUCUACAGCCUCUGCUCCUCCCGCGUCAUCCAGAUCCAGCCACAAGAAUAUGCUGAUGCAAAUGACAACCACGCUGCACCCACAUUUCCACAUGGACACCCAGCACUGGCCACCAGCACACGUAUCACCACCACGGUGCAAGCUUUCACCCAGUGUGACCCUUCUGGGCGACAUGUCGUUACCAUCCUACCACCCACGCAGCAUGUCUUCACCACCCCAUCCACUCUGCUACCUGCCAACCCAAUGGGUUCACAAGUCUUCACUCCUACCAGCUCCACUCGUGAUCUCCUGGCACAGCUGGAUGAGGGCAAAGGUGCCCAGGAGUGUGUCCCAUUGCCCUUUUGCCGAUGGAAUCUCUCCAGUUUUGCUCGAGAUAAAUAUGCACCUAUUCUUCUGCAGAGCCAUUCCAAGGGAAUUGUGGUGGCCAUAUUCCUGGCACUACUGGGCCUGAGCCUCUAUGGCACAACCAAAGUUCACGAUGGACUGUACCUGACAGAUAUUGUCCCACGAGGGACAAAGGAACAUGCCUUCAUUUCAGCUCAGUUCAAAUACUUCUCCUUUUAUAACAUGUUUGUGGUAACCAAGGGUAGCUUUGACUAUCCCAGCUCACAGGAGGCCCUCUAUGGCCUGCAUCAGGCCUUCAACGCCAUCCAGUAUGUAGUACGUGAUGAGAACCGCCAGUUGCCUAAGAUGUGGCUACACUACUUCCGGGAUUGGCUACAAGGUCUUCAGGCAGCCUUUGACCGAGACUGGGAAGCUGGACUUAUCACCAGGGAGAAUUACCGCAAUGGGUCAGAGGAUGGUGCCCUGGCUUACAAGCUCCUCAUCCAGACAGGCAGCAAGAAGGAGCCCUUCAAUCUCAAUCGACUGACAACCCACCGCCUGGUGAAUGAGAAUGGGAUCAUCCCCCCUGAUAUCUUCUACAUCUGUCUGACAGUGUGGGUGAGCAAUGACCCCCUUGGCUUUGCUGCCUCCCAGGCUAACUUCUAUCCACCACCACCAGAGUGGAUCCAUGACAAGUAUGAUGCCACUGGCGAGAACUUUCGAAUCCCAGCUGCACAGCCCCUGGAGUUUGCUCAGUUCCCCUUCUACCUCAAUGGACUGCGGCAGACAUCAGACUUCGUAGCAGCUAUUGAGAGUGUGCGUGCCAUCUGUGAUGAGGUGGCUCAGACACAUGGUGUGGUCAGCUACCCUAGUGGCUACCCUUUCCUCUUUUGGGAGCAAUACAUUGGCCUACGUCAUUGGCUCCUGCAAGCCAUCAGCAUUGUGUUGGCCUGCACUUUUCUGGUAUGCACCCUACUGCUACUCAACCCUUGGACUGCAAGCAUCAUUGUAUUUGUUCUGGCUAUGAUGACAGUUGAGCUGUUUGGUAUCAUGGGCCUGAUGGGCAUCAAACUCAGUGCCAUCCCUGUGGUCAUCCUCAUUGCCUCCGUGGGCAUUGGUGUGGAGUUCACUGUCCAUGUGGCACUAGGCUUUCUCACUGCCAUCGGCAACCGGAAUCUGCGCUCCACUGUGGCUCUAGAGCACAUGUUUGCCCCUGUGAUGGAUGGUGCUGUCUCCACUUUGCUGGGUGUACUCAUGCUGGCUGGUUCAGAAUUUGACUUCAUUUUGAGGUACUUCUUUGCUGUGCUCACCAUCCUGACAGUUCUGGGGCUGCUAAAUGGUCUGGUGUUACUGCCUGUCCUACUGUCUAUUAUUGGCCCACCAGCUGAGGUAACACCUGCAGAUAACGGUAGCCGCCUACCAACUCCAUCUCCUGUUCCCCCACCCAUCAGUCACCACAGUUUUUAUGUGCACCAGCAUGGUGGGGCCUUUACUGACUCCUCUGACUCAGAGUACUACUCAGAGAGCACUGGUGCAUCAGAUACUGGUGAAGAUGAUCGGAGCACCUAUAUCAUCCCCCCAACUCAGUCACACAUCUUGGUCAAGGCCAGCAAAAGCCCCAGCUUCCCCAAAAUCACGGUGGUGAAAAGCUACAAGACAAGCUUGGAGUCACCUCUGUCACUGUGUGGACCAGAGUGGACUCAGACCAUGAAUCCUGGAAGCCACUUAACUUCAUCCACCACAGAUGUCAAGGAAGCUUCACAGCAGCAAGAGUGGCCAAACCACAGACUAGGGCCUCAGCAGGCUCGGACUGCCCCCAUUCCCCUUUGGACCAGUCCCCAUGCCCACAGUGCCAAAGUGCCACCUCUUGGGACUGGUGGCUCCUUCACCACAGUUACAGCCACUGCCUCAGUGAUGCUGGCUUUGCACCCAUCCCUACCUGGCUCCUGCCGAGGCUAUACACAUGAGGGCUUUGAAUCUGACAGCCCUGAGGAUCCUGGCCUAGUCCUACCUGACAGCUUGGAACUGCAAGACUUAGCCCAGAGACCUUAGCUUCUUUCUUUCAUCAGGCCAAGACCCUGAUUCUAGAUUCCCACCUCAGGGAUAGGAUGUGCCCAGCAUCCCAGGUGGGGGUGGAGGCCCAGGUUGUUCUCUGACACACCCAAGGACUGUGAAGCAGAAUGGAUAUGUGGAAGCUCCAGCACAGUAACUAAUCAUCUUUAGAGAUAGACCGUGCCUUUGUGAACUGGAACAAGGAGAUGAGAUGAACUACUGCAGUAUCUGCCCGUUGAAAUGGUUGGUGGGUAUUCCUAGCACCUGGUACUCCACUCUCCCUUACCUUGUUUCUGUAGGUGUAUCUGCCACCAAAAUGCUUGCUGGGCCCCUUGGUUGCCAGGGUGCCUGGUUCCAAAACACUCGCAGUUUGUGUAUUUAUGUCGGACUGAUGACCGAUAUAGCCUUGGGUGUACUUACCUACUGACAGGGAAAGUUCCAGCCCUCAGUAUGGGAAGUGGAAGUGACCAUUUCCUUUAUGCUACAUGAAACACUUCAGGGCAGAGCAACAAAAUUGUCCAAACACCUCCCUCCCAUGGAGUGAACAGGACUCAACGUAUAUGUGGGGAACUCACCCACAUUGUGCUGCUAUUCUUUUAUUUUUAUUAAUAUUAAUAUUAUUAUUUUAAGCUGUAUAAAAAGAUUCACAGUUCCCCUUUAUAAUUAUAAUUAUAAUUAUUUUAUUAUUUUCACAGCUCCCUCAUUAAAAAAAAAAGUGGCAGUAUCCCUUUAAGGGGAACACCCGGCUGAGGUUCUAACGGGGAGAGCACCUCCUGGGAAUAUGGAGUGGAGGGAGCAUGCAAUGGAGGGGCACAAUGUGUCUUAAUAUUCUAUGCAAGCUGUGUGGGGCAGGCUGUGCUUUGCUCUUCCCACCAGCACAACUGCCUGUGCCAGUACCUGUCCUGUGGCUGUUUAAAAUUCAUUCUCCUCCCUAUCAUACCCACAUUCCCAACAUUUUCCUUUGUGCCCCACUCUGUAGCAUUUUUGCAUCUUUGUCAGCCCUAGAUAGUCCAUCACUAAAAUAUUCCCUAAGCAUACCUGUUUGAAAUAUCUGUUGAUGCUUUUAGCCCCAUCCUUCCCUAAUAAUAUCAGCGCAACAUCAUUUGUGUCCAACAGAAGAAAGGGAUCAUCCAGGAAAGAGAGACUUCUGUCUAUACAAGUUAUUGUCCAUAAAAAUAAGAGCUGACUUCUAGAAGGGUGAUUUCUAGAUAUGUGGAUUUUAUCUGUCUCCUUUCUAAUUCUGAACUUCAGGAGGUGUUUUGCACGAGAGAUUUGGUACUCUGAUGUUGAUGUCUGUGUAUAGCGUCUGGUACGACACUGUUUAUGGAGUGGGUGUUUCAGUUGGCUGGAGAGAACAGUAUUUGUGUAUGAAAGUAGGGUGCCCUUGUGAUAAAUUCUACAGCUCAUUGUCCUUCUUACUAACAGAGUUUUGGUGGGUCACUUCAGAUUCUUAUUGGGUUGCUAGUACCAUUUUGGGUCACUUCAUGCAUGAUAUUUUUCCUAUAGUGAGUUGAUUGGUUUCCUAAGCCAUGUGCUUGCUGCACCAAAAAAAAGAGAAAGCUUCAAAAAGAUGGCCUACAGAUCCUUCCCUAUAGAGAUGUUUCAGAACAUGAAAGAAACUUAUGUGUGAAAUUAUCUUUUGACUUGAGUCCAAGUAGGAAUUUUUAGGGUGACAAAUGUCUCCCUUUCAAAAAUACCCCAAUGUAGCUAUCAGAGGAAAAGGUGUUCUAAGGGAGAAGCAAGGAAUGAGUAAAACGUUUUAUGUCCUGCCCAUAAAAGAAUGAGUGCUGUGGUUGCAGUUUGUUUCAGAAGUCUGCCUUUCUGGUUUAGCUUCAUUGGCUGAAAAUCCAGAAAUGAACUAUCACUUGGCAGCAAGAUUGGUUCUAAAGGACUAAUUCCAUUUCCAUUCAGUAUGCUCAGUUUCCCCAUAACUAAGUAAAAAAUGCUUUAUGAAAGGUUUCAGUUUUUCCGUUCUACUUUAGAACAGAAAUCUGAAUUUUGUGUGAUAUUUCAAGUGCUGUUUUCUGGCCAGCUCUGCCCUGGGCAUUGCAAAAUAGUGGUUCACAUCCUCUGUACUGAAACACAAAACUUUUUGGAUUUUAAAAAAAUAUAUUAUUCUUUCUGGCGUGCUGUAAAGGAAAAAGAGGCUAGAUGGCAGCUAGCUCGACAGUGUUUAUGGCCCAUAAUCCUUUACAUGUUACCAACAGUCCUUUAUUGAAUUGCUGCUCCUUCCUAUUUUAGUUUGCAUCCACUGUAUAUCUGUUUUUUAAAAUGUUUUAUUCUUUCAUCUGCGGGUUUUUGGAGCUGCUGAAAUGCUGCAGUUUUCAGCACAUAUUUUAAAAAAAGAAAUAAUUACACUUUUAUUGAGAACUUACCCAAUACUCUAGAAGUGAAGCUGAAUUCUGAUAAUUUCAUUACUGAAAGAGUUGCUUCAGUUCAACAGACAGUGUGGGCAACUUCUUGGGAAACCCGUAAAAGGCAAGGGACACUGUUAUCUCCUUGAAGAAGAAACAGCCUCCCAACCCCACGUACAUCAAGAUGCAGGGACAGGCAGCAAAACUCGGUUUUAGCCUAGGGCUACAAUUUUAGCCUGUAUGGUAACAAAAUAGCUUGAGCUAGCCCUGAUUACAGGGUUGGGGAUUGUAGACUUCAAGAAACAACCUCCAAUUCCAGAAAUUGUUUAGCAUCAUUCCACACAAACACUAGACACAGUUUGCCAUCUGGCUGAUGUACUAAUAUUAGUGUGUUACAGUUUCUCCUCAAGAUUGAAUGAAAUAAGAUGUGCUGUUGACUUCUACUUCUUGCUGGCAUGACUGUUCCCCUUUGUGCCAAAUUCUGGAUAAAACAAUGUGCCUCCUUGGACAGAGACAUCACACCAACCAGCUGACUUACAAGAGAGUAGGACUAUUUUACCCUGAAAUCCAUUUUCCCAGUGAUGUCAUUCCUUCUAAAGCCCAAGCACUUUAAACCCCCUCUUUUGCCCAAUAACGACUGUAAUUCAUUCCACAGAUCACUCCAGAUUCCUUAUCCCUUGCUUGCUUCAAAGGGAGAUUCUGGUGAGGUUUGCACAUUUUGGUGUGAACUGUUUUGUAAAUUUCAGUGGGAUUAAUUUCCUGUUAAAAUAGAUUGAGAUGAUUCAAUUUAAAACUACCAGUGUUUUCUGGGGCCUGAAGAGGUUUCCCUUUACACACAUGAAAAAGGUUGACCCACCUGUUUGAACUUGUUCAGUUUUCCCCACAAUAAAACUACUGUCUAGGUUAGGAUCUGACAACUGACCUGCCUACCCUGUUCUAUUCUUUAUGUCCACCCACUGCCUAAAACAGCAAAGUGCUUCUAAAUAACCCACAAUAGAAGUGGUGCUUCUCUUCCGACCCCAAGACUGGGACCAGCAAAGCAAAAGGGAACAGUGGAAAUGGGGCAUAUUGUGUGUGUAUUUGUGUGCGUGAGUGCAUGUGAGUAUGUAGAGGCUUGCUGGAGACCUUUUAACCUGAAAUGUUGUCAUGCCAUCUAAAUUAUUUAUAUGGAAAAGAAAAAAAAGAUUUAUUUUUGUAGUUUGUACAAACCUCUAGCCUUACAAUGGAAGUUUUAUUUUUAAAAGUAAAUAUAUAUUAUAUAUAAACAUACAUUCUGAUGGUG